Messenger RNA from Cyclopterus lumpus (lumpfish), 3279 nucleotides. It is a transcript of the gene sh2b1, whose product is annotated as SH2B adaptor protein 1. The record is from RefSeq and is a predicted model, not a curated record. NCBI's taxonomy places the organism in Eukaryota, Metazoa, Chordata, Actinopteri, Perciformes, Cyclopteridae. Gene Ontology annotation, molecular function: transmembrane receptor protein tyrosine kinase adaptor activity. Gene Ontology annotation, cellular component: plasma membrane. Gene Ontology annotation, biological process: intracellular signal transduction.
CUCCUCCUCCUCUUCUCUUCUUCUCUCUUUUUUUUAACGGCAGCUGUCAACGAAAGAACGAGCGAACUAUCGCGAGACUACGAGGCAGCGAGCGAGAAGAAACGUUGUUCAGGGCAAGGCGAAUAGCAAUAUUCAUAUUUAGCAACAACAACAACCUUUCUCACCAACAAUCAUUGCUCCGUUAUGUAGAGCGGAAGGACGACGAAGUGUGAGCCACGUUCCACCACCAGAGACGCGGAGGGAAACCUCGGACUGUGAUGUGCAGGAUGCGUUCCUCUGGAUGUCUGCCAGUCGGGGCCGAGCUUGUGAACGACCUCCGACCUCCAGCUGCCUGAGGCCCAUGAAAGUAUUCACAAAAUAAUGUAGCGGAGCCUCGUUCAACCGCCAUCUUUUGCUGGUCCGGUGCAUUUCAAGUCUUGGUUUCUCUCGAUGGGGCAGAGCUCAACUCUUCAGUUCACACUCGUUUAUAAGUUAUUAGACCAAUGUGACCCCCCCCCCCUCCCCCCUCCAGCUGUGCCCGUCUGUUUGAAGUGAUUUGAUCCACAUCGGGAUGAACGGCUCUCUUUUAACCCCGCCCAGCCCGCGGGCGGCCAGCUCCUCCCCUUUACCCCCCUCCCCCUCCCCGUCUCCGUCCCCUCCAUCUCCCUCCAUGCUGCCCCUGUCCCCCCGGCCCCCCCCUCUGCCCCCUCUGAUGAGCCCGCCCCCCCAGGCUCACCCGUCUUCCCUGUCGGACACCCCCACGCCAUCCCCCUCGCCGUGCCUGAGCUGGACCGAGUUCUGCGAGCUCCACGCCCGCGUCGCGGCCGGCGACUUUGCGCGCCACUUCCGGGCGUUCCUCCUGGAGAACCCCCACUACUCCCCAGAUUCGGCAGCCGCCUUCUGCCGGCGUUUCACCGACCGCUUCGUUCGCCACUUCCAGAGCGAGCUGGAGGGGGCGCUCCCGCUGAGCUGCGCUUCUGCGAUGGACGACAUGGCGAGCUGGGCUCCCCAGUCGGACGCUACCUCCCUGGAAGAGGAAGCGGUCUCACCCCUGUCUGCGUCAGGGGGGGCCGUCCUUCCGUGCCCCCCCCCGACCAACGCCACACGGCCGCUAUCGAAGCCGCCGCCGGCGCGGCUGGUGUUGGAGAACCGCUGCGGGGACAGGUUUCAAGAUUCCUACGCCCACAGCCAAGUGCUGCCUCCAUCUUCAUCGUCGUCGUGCUGCUCCUCGGUGGGAGGGAACAACGGGCGGCGCGAGGAGAGGGGCGCCGCGGUCGCUCCUGGGAACGGGGAAGCCCCCGUCGAGGAGGAGGAGGACAGCUGGUUGGGCGUGGCGUCCGUCGGGGGAGACGUGGAGCCAGAAGAGCAGGAAGCAGAGUCCGCGGAGGCGGACGACCCCUCCUACACGUCUCAGAUUCCCCCGGCCUCGCCGCCCGGCUCCAAAGGCAACGGCACGCCCAACUCCUCCAAAAACAAACUGAAGAAGCGCUUCUCUCUGCGCAGCGUGGGGCGCAGCGUGCGCGGCAGCGUGCGCGGCAUCCUGCACUGGCGCAGCUCGUCCAGCGACUCGGCCCAGAGCCCGCUGCCCUCCAGCUACAGCUACACCAUGGGUGUGCAGGACGCCGCCAUGCUGGCCACCUCUAAGAGGAACUCUGGCACGCAGCCUCCCACGCCCACCUCCUCCAUGCCCGUCUCCCUGUCCAUGCCCCUCUCCCUGCCUCACUCAUCCUCCUCCUCGCUGCCGCCCUCCUCCUCGAGCAGCGCCACCUCCCUGUCUCUCUCGGAGGCCGCUCGGGACCGCCGGCGAAGCAACGGCGAGGGAGGCGAGAAGGAGAAGUGGAGCCUUCGUCUGGAGAAGCUCAGACUGUCGCGCUCCCCGCCUCCCGUGCUCACCCUGACCAGCGCCGGCCCUCACUCCGCCUCCUCCACGCUGCCGCCGAGCAGCGCCUCCUCCGCCGCCGCGGGACCUCCGAGGAAGGUGGGCCGGCUGGUGAGGGAGGGCGGCGUGAGCGUCAGCUCGUCCACCGACGAGUUCGCCGGAAGCCACGGCUUCUCCGGCUUCUCCUUCGGCCUGCUGCAUCACGGCGCCGACAACAACAACUCGGCCGUGGCGGCCGCGGCCAGCCCGGUGCAGCCGCUGGCCAGCGGGGGCAACGUUCCCUGGAGAGGAGGGCGCUGGCACAAGUGUCGCCUGGUCCUCCGAGAGAGAGACCGAGAGGGGGGAGAGCGGGGGGAGGACUACUACCUGGAGUUCUUCAUUCCACCCAAAUCGUCGAAGCCCCGGCUGACCGUCCCCUGCUGCUCCAUGGGGGACGUGAGGAGCACCACGGCGCUGGAGGUCCCCGACAAGGAGAACACCUUCCUGCUGCAGCUGGAAGGGGCGGUGCAGUACGUGAUCGAGACGCGUGACGCCGUUCAGAUGAGAGCCUGGCUGAGCGACAUCAGGAACGGCAUCUGUCUCAGUGAGCAGGAGGACGCUGAAGGUGUGUCUUUGGGGCCGCUGGACAUCAGCGGGAUGCCUGAGAUGGUCGACCGUCUUUCACAAGUGUGUUACGGAGGCAUCGGAGGCUCCUCCCCUCUGAUGGAUCCUCUCCCACCAGAGUUGCCACCUCGAGCCCCUCUCGACGAACCAGACGGCCGGAUUCUCGGCGGAGGCGGAGUCAGCCUCGGCACACCUUUUGCUGAGACGCCAGACGCAACAGGCUCCUUCCUGUUCUCGGAGGUGACCCCUGCGGAGGCGGUGGAGCACCCGCUCAGCGAGUGUCAGUGGUUCCACGGCACCUUGUCCCGCCUCAAAGCCGCUCAGCUGGUGUUGGCUGGCGGCCCGGCGAGCCACGGCGUCUUCCUGGUUCGCCAGAGCGAGACGCGCCGCGGAGAAUACGUCCUCACCUUCAACUUCCAGGGCAAGGCCAAGCACCUCCGUCUCUCCCUGAACGAGGACGGUCAGUGCCGAGUGCAGCACCUCUGGUUCCAGUCCAUCUUCGACAUGUUGGAGCACUUCCGGGUGCACCCGAUCCCCCUGGAGUCCGGCGGCGCCUCCGACGUCACGCUCAUCAGCUUCGUGGGCGCCACCGCCGUUCGCCAGCCAGGCCGGGACAGGGCAGGCAGUCGGCCCACAGUCUGUGAUGUCAUCACCACGCGCCAUCCCGACUCUCCAUCAACCCCCAUCUCUGACUGUGUACUUGACCAGCAGACCCCGUAGCCCUCCUCAGCCGCCUCCUCCUCCGCUGCCGCCGGGCCGCCCGCCGCCCCCGUCGCCUCCCCAGGAGCGAGGAGGUGAGGCGGAGGAUGUGGCGGGAG